Messenger RNA from Phragmites australis (common reed), 1689 nucleotides. Its product is annotated as putative pentatricopeptide repeat-containing protein At3g28640. Gene Ontology annotation, biological process: RNA modification. The coding region runs from base 127 to 1611 and encodes 494 amino acids. Gene Ontology annotation, molecular function: protein binding; RNA binding. The record is from RefSeq and is a predicted model, not a curated record. Lineage: Eukaryota; Viridiplantae; Streptophyta; Magnoliopsida; Poales; Poaceae. The transcript has a single exon.
AACUCUUUAGCCGUGAAAAAUCAUGAAACAAUUUGGUGCUCCAAACUCACCUGUGCAAGUAAGUAUAAGAGUGAGACUGGAUGCAAAACGCCCCUUCCCGCCGGUUGGAGUGCGACCAAGCCAAGCAUGCGCCCGUACAUCCCCAAGGCCACCUUCGCGUUCUGCCACUCCCUCCUCGCCUCCCGCCUCCUCCCCUCCGCCGCCGCGGCGCAGCCGCUCCUCCCCGUGCAGGCCCUCCUCACCACCGCCGGCCUCCUUCCGCGCCACCCGGACCUCUCCAUCAUCGCAAUCAACUCCCUCCUCCGCGCCAUCUCCCGCCGCGCCGCCUCCCCGUCCCACCCGCGCCUCGCGCUCCGCCUCCUCCGCCUCAUGCUCUCCCCCGCCUCGCCUCUCCCCGCCCCGGACCACCUCUCCUUCCCCUUCGCGCUCUCCGCCGCCGCCGCGCUAGCUCACGACGCCGCCCCGGACUCCCCCGGGGCGCAGCUCCAUGCGCUGCUCCUCAAGAACGCGCUCUUCCCCUGCGACCACUACGUCACUACCGCGCUGCUCCAGUUCUACGCGCCCCGCCCGGACAUCGCGCGGAGGGUAUUUGACGAAUUGCCGCUGCGGGAGGCGAUCCACUACGACCUGCUCAUCGGGGCGUACGCGCGCGGGGGGCUACCGGCGGAGGGGCUGGCGGUGUUCAGGGCCAUGUUCGAGGACGGGGUGGCCCCGGACGCGGUCGUGCUCACGACGGCCGUCGCGGCGUGCACGCAGGCCGGCGCGCUGGAGUGCGGGGCGUGGGUGCACCGGUACGUGGAACGGACCGCGCCGGGGCUGCUUGGGGACGCGUUCGUGGGGUCUGCGCUGAUCAGCAUGUACGCCAAGUGCGGGUGCCUGGAGGAGGCUGUGAGGGUGUUCGACGGCAUGCCGGAGCGGAACGAGUACGUCUGGGGUACCAUGGUGGGCGCGUUCGCGGUGCACGGGAUGGCGGGGCAGGCCGUAGCGUGCUUGGAGAGGAUGGCGAGGGAGGACGGGGUGCGCCCGGACGGCGUGGCGGUGCUCGGAGCACUGUCCGCGUGCGCGCACGCCGGGAAGGUCGAGGACGGGCUGCGCCUGCUCAAGGAGAUGCGCCGCCGAUACAGCGUCGCGCCGGGGCACGAACACUACAGCUGCACGGUGGACAUGCUCUGCCGGGUCGGGCGGCUGGAGGACGCCGUGGGGCUGAUCGAAACAAUGCCGAUGACCCCGCUCGCGUCCGUGUGGGGCUCCGUCCUGGCUGGCUGCCGGAGCAACAGCAACGUCGAGCUGGCGGAGGUGGCAGCGCGGGAGCUCGAGAAGCUAGGCGCCGGCCCCGACGAGGGCGUGUACGUCCAGUUGUCCAACAUCUACCUCGAUGCCAACCGGAAGGACGACGCACGGAGGGUGCGGAAGCUGAUCGGCAGCCGGGGGAUCAAGAAGGUCCCUGCUUAUAGCGCCGUGGAGGUCGACGGCGAGGUGACCUCGUUCGUGGCCGACGACCAGGCGCAUCCGCGGCGCUUCGAGAUAUGGGAGGUGCUCCGGCUGCUGGCGGACCAGAUGGGGCGCAAACCAGACGAGGAAGAUGAAGAAACGUCGUUUGCAUUGUUGUAACGACAAGAAAAUAACGAAGAAAAACUGCAGCAAUUUUCCCCAAAAAAAAGUAGGCCUCAGGCGCGGUUUCUCGGCGAC